Tachyglossus aculeatus (Australian echidna) is the source of this 3192-nucleotide messenger RNA. RefSeq names its product solute carrier family 15 member 4 (gene SLC15A4). Gene Ontology annotation, cellular component: membrane. Gene Ontology annotation, biological process: oligopeptide transport; transmembrane transport; histidine transport. Lineage: Eukaryota; Metazoa; Chordata; Mammalia; Monotremata; Tachyglossidae. Gene Ontology annotation, molecular function: L-histidine transmembrane transporter activity. The record is from RefSeq and is a predicted model, not a curated record. The transcript is spliced from 8 exons. Bases 28 to 1746 code for a protein of 572 amino acids.
CGCCCGGGUGCCGGAGCCGAGGCCGUCAUGGCGGAGGCGGGCGAGCUGAGCCCGCUGCUGGGUCCGGGCGGUCCGGGCAGCCCGGGCCGUCGGAGCCCGAGGCGCCGGCUGUUGGCGUGCGGCGCGGUGCUGCUGGGCGAGCUGCUGGAGCGGGCCGCCUUCUACGGGCUGACGGCCGAGCUGGUGGUGUUCCUCACGGGGCCCCGCGCCGGCUGGGAGGGCGCCCAGGCCAGCCAGGCGCUGCUGCUGCUGAUGGGGCUCAGCUCGCUGGCGCCCCCGUUCGGCGGCUGGCUGGCCGACGCCCGGCUGGGCCGCAGGGCCGCCCUGCUGCUGGGCCUGGGCCUGGCCCUGCUCGGCCUGCUGCCCUUCCCCCUGCUCGCGCGCGACGCCGCCGACGCCGACGCCGCCGACGCCGCCCGGCCGGGGCCCCGCGGGGGCGACGGCCACCGCCCCGCCCCGACCCCCGGCACCUCUCGCUGCCCCGUCGCCGCCGUCUACCUGGGCCUGGUGGGCCUGGGCCUCGGCGUGGGCACCGUCAAGGCCAACAUCACCCCCUUCGGGGCCGACCAGGUUAAAGAUCUCGGUCCAGAAGCCACGAGGAGGUUUUUUAACUGGUUUUACUGGAGCAUUAAUUUGGGAGCAAUUUUUUCGCUCGGAGGCAUCGCCUAUAUCCAGCAGAAUGUGAGCUUUGUCAUCGGCUACAUCAUCCCGACAGUUUGCAUUGGAAUUUCCUUUUUGAUAUUCCUGGGCGGUCAGAGCGUCUUCAUCUCCAAACCUCCGGAUGGGAGCGCGUUCACCGACAUGUUCAAAAUUUUGGCUUAUUCCUGUUGCUCCCAAAAGCGGUUCAGGGAACCCCAGAGUGGUGGGCAAAACACUGGAGUAUUUCAACGAUCGUACAGACAAAGUUUAUUUGACUCAGCAAAGAUGUCAAGAGGAGGGCCGUUCCCGGAAGAUAAAGUCGAAGAUGUAAAAUCUCUUGUCAAGAUCAUUCCUGUAUUUUUAGCUUUGAUACCUUACUGGACAGUUUAUUUUCAAAUGCAGACAACAUAUGUUUUGCAAAGUCUUCACCUGAAAAUCCCGGAAAUUUCCAACAUUACCACUACUCCCCACACGUUUCCCGCAGCCUGGCUCACCAUGUUUGAUGCCGUGCUCAUCCUGAUCCUGAUCCCCGUAAAGGACAAAUUGGUAGAUCCCGUUUUGAAAAGGAAUGGCUUGCUCCCAUCAUCUCUAAAAAGGAUUGCAGUUGGAAUGUUCUUUGUGAUGUGCUCUGCUUUUGCUGCAGGAAUUUUGGAAAGUAAAAGACUGGAAAUUGUGAAAGAGAAAACAAUCAAUCAAACGAUUGGAAAUGUGGUGUACCAUGCUGCCGAUUUGCCAAUAUGGUGGCAGGUGCCCCAGUACGUACUAAUUGGGAUCAGUGAGAUAUUUGCCAGCAUAGCAGGUCUAGAAUUUGCAUAUUCAGCUGCUCCUAAAUCUAUGCAGAGUGCCAUUAUGGGCUUGUUCUUCUUCUUCUCUGGAAUUGGGUCGUUUGUUGGCUCCGGGUUGCUGGCUCUGGUAUCUAUUAAAGCAAUUGGAUGGAUGAGUAAUCAUACGGACUUUGGUAACAUUAACGGCUGCUAUUUGAACUAUUACUUUUUCCUGCUGGCUGCCAUCCAGGGAGCGACCCUCCUGCUUUUCCUUAUCGUUUCUGUGAAAUACGACCGGCAGAGAUCGAGGGCUAAUGGAAUAUCUGCCAGGGGGAGGACCUGACGUUUCCUGAAAUUGAAGUAAAGUUGAUUAGAUUGACAUGUCAAUAAAUUAACUGGCCAUGCACUGAAAGUCUGCAAGAUUUUAAGUUACCGUGAAAUGUAGGACUUUGUCUUAAAACUUGCAUGUUAUGUGAAACUGUUUCUUUUUUCCCCUUCUUCCUAAACAACACAAGUGCCUUAUUUUGGUUGCUCUCCUAUUGCACUGUUCCCCGAUUUGUAGGGCAGGUGCAGAGUUUUAAAUGCAUUAUUUUGAAGUAAGAAAGGUUCUCUCUGGGAAUUCUUCAGGUUCGUUUCCUUUGGGUGUUUUUUUUUUUAACUGUUGUGAUUAAGAGUUCCAGAAAUUAUUGUAGAGCGGUUCAGCAUACAGACUUUAGUGAUAUGACCGUUUAUAAAGGGUGUCAAUAAGAAUUUGACCCCAAGAAAUGCAGCCAGUUUAUAAAAGCAGUAUGUAGGUCACAGGUAUUAUUAAAGACGAAAGUAUUUCCUUCCCUUGAGAUAUUUGUUCAUUUCCUUGAAGUUCAUUUUACCAACUAAGAUCACCUUGGGUAAGAUUUCCUUUUUAUCUUUAUUAAAAUCCAAGUAUACGGUUACUCUACUUGACACGGCAUCACUGAGUGGUAUAAUUCGAAAUGAAAUCGGCCUUUUCACCUCGGUGGUGUCCUGAAAUUUUAGCCUCGCUUUUUUUGUACUGGGCCUGUUUUACAAAACAUUUAUUUAGCCAAUGCCAGGGUUUUGGCACAGGUUUUCUGCAAUAGCCGGAGCUAGUUUUGGGCCUGUAACUGUAUUGUCUUUUCACCCCGGAAAGGCUGCCGGUUUUGUCAGAAUAUUGGUGGAGUCGUGUUCUCUCCCCAGUGUUUUCAGUUCCUUCAGCACUGAAAGUCUGCAAGAUUUUAAGUUACCAUGAAAUGUAGGACUUUGUCUUAAAACUUGCAGGUAACUGGAAUGUGGGUGUGGUAUUAGUUUGACAUUUGAGGCCUUGUUUUAUGAAAUAUCUCAGUCACCUAGAUUAACGCGCACUACCACUUAGAGGAUGUUUAUUUAACCGUUAUUUCUUCGGUCCCGACGGGUCCUUUCUCCUGCAUAACCGGACCGGUCACUCAGAGCAACGCAUUCCUGAUAGGAAUAAACGCUUCAGGAUUUUUGUAUAUUUCAGUCUUUGAAAACUUCAUCCGAUUUCUUCAUCUCUUAUUUAAGCCGAAUCAAGGGGGUGAGGGCGGGGGGAAAGCAUUACUUUGCACAGAAUUAUUCAGAAAGGAAGCUGAGAAACAGCAAACCAUUUUUUCGAAAGUGUUAAACUUCUACCGCGUCCUCCUCAGUUACUUGGAACUUGAACUGUUACAUGAGUCUCUUUUUGUUUUUGAAGGAAUAGACAGAAGCCAACAUUUGCGCUGUAACUUUAGUCCAGUUUUGGUGACUCGUUUUUAAAAAAUAAACUGUUCUACCGGCA